Colletotrichum navitas is the source of this 608-nucleotide messenger RNA. RefSeq lists its product as uncharacterized. NCBI's taxonomy places the organism in Eukaryota, Fungi, Ascomycota, Sordariomycetes, Glomerellales, Glomerellaceae. The coding region runs from base 177 to 608 and encodes 143 amino acids. The record is from RefSeq and is a predicted model, not a curated record. The transcript is spliced from 4 exons.
CUGCGCAGUGCAACGCGCCUUCCCCCUCAUCCUCUUGUCGCCUCUCUUCCCGCGGUGACACUCGGAAGGAGGGAAGGCGAGUGGCACAUGCCGUGGCCCAUCUACCACUUCUGCGGAUUGGUAGGCUCAGACAGACGAGGCAAGCAAAACAACAAGCCAAGCGGAUUUAGCAUUCAAUGCACGCCUGGACUACCAAGUUCGCCCUGAUUCAGCUUCAUCUUACCAUCUGUUGGCCUUGGCUCUGUACCGCUUUCGUCAGGGAGAUCUCGAGGCCCCCUCUGGUAUCACCUAAGCUCGGGGUUGUCGCCAAGGGCCUCGGCGUGAGCGUGUCCCUAGAAUCGAGGGCCACGUGUCAGCCAAAAUCCAUCGCAGGAGAAAUUCGAAAGUACCUGCUCUUUGCCCGAUGGUCCAGCGAACGCUGUGUCUUUGGUGGAAACCAAGGAUAUCUCCAUUCUCUUUCGACUAGCCAAGGGAUCUCUCAGGAGUCCGGUCUCCUGCUGGUCUACCGCGCUGGCCGACAACAACACGACGAAAUAUCACAGACACCGGGCAGCUAUCCAGCUGAGCGUCAAGAUGUCAACGAACCCUACAACGACGUAGGCGAUUGA